Messenger RNA from Sitodiplosis mosellana (orange wheat blossom midge), 1534 nucleotides. RefSeq names its product facilitated trehalose transporter Tret1-like. Gene Ontology annotation, molecular function: transmembrane transporter activity. Lineage: Eukaryota; Metazoa; Arthropoda; Insecta; Diptera; Cecidomyiidae. Gene Ontology annotation, biological process: transmembrane transport. The record is from RefSeq and is a predicted model, not a curated record. Gene Ontology annotation, cellular component: membrane. The transcript has 5 exons. The coding region runs from base 146 to 1498 and encodes 450 amino acids.
GUUUUUUUAAAUCAAUCAUAACGGAAUAAUACUUACUUUAUAUUUUAAAAUUUAUUGAACAUUAGGAAGCAUUGCAAGUUUAUUUGAACCUAUAGGCAGUAUACUAUCGGUGUUCAUCACAGAUCCACUAGGCCGUAAACGAUCGAUGAUUUUGGUCAAUAUGCCACUGGCGAUUGGUUGGUUGAUGAUUUAUCAAGGAGAUGCUAUUUGGAAAAUAUUCACCGGUUGCGCUCUACACGGAUUGGGUAUGGGUUUGAUGGAAGGCCCUCUCGUUACUUACCUCGGCGAAAUAUGUGAACCAUCAACUCGUGGCGUUUUAGUUUCUCUAACAUAUAUUACCGGCACUUCUGGAAUGUUCCUGGGACUUUUUUUAAAUACGAUAAUGCCAUGGCGAUUCAUAGCUGCCGUUUGUUUGGCUUGCCCUAUAAUUACUGCGAUUGCCAUUUGUUUCAUUCCCGAGACGCCUCAGUGGCUGCUCUUCAAAAAUCGAACGGCUGAAGCCGAAAAAUCGCUCCGUUGGCUUCGCGGAUGGGUUUCAAGUAGUAGUAGGAGUGUGGCUCAAGAGUUCCAUGAGUUACAGAAGCAUAACGAGCAAUCCAAAUCGUGUAACACAUGCAUUAAACGCGACCUGAAAUGCACUCAUCCACUGCCAACUCUCAGCGAAAAGUUCGCCGAACUGAAGCGGAAAAGAACGCUAAAGCCACUUUCCAUAACGAUAUUCAUGUUUUGUGUUUCUGGGUUUUCCGGCUUUUACUCAAUGCGACCGUUCAUCGUACAGAUUUUCGAAGCGUACGAAAGCCCACUACCACCAGAUCGAGCAGCGGUUAUGCUGAGUUUAAUAGAGUCUUUGACUUGUGGUUUGUUCACGUGUUUGAUACGCUUCACUGGCAAACGACGCCUUUAUUUAGUCGCAGCAUUGGGAGCAUUCCUCAGUGCAGGGGCCAUUUCUUGCUAUGGAUUCAUUUACUUGCCAAGCGGUUACAUUUCUUUCGACCUAACUCAUGGACCAUUUCACGUGGAGAACACAGGUCUCCGAUAUAUUCCAACGAUAUGCUUGACUUUAUCAAGUUUCUUCUCAUUUUGUGGCAUCAUCUCAAUGCCUUGGAUUCUUAGUUCAGAGAUUUUUCCGAUGAAAUCGCGUGGCGUAGCAAGUGGCGUUACGAUUGCUUUGAACUAUUCUCUUCGUUUUAUUGCCAAAAAAUCCUAUUAUAGUAUGGAAACUACACUCUCACUGCCAGGCAUUUCGUUAUUUUUCUGUGUUGUUUAUGGCAUUGCAUUCGUUGUGACAUACUUCAUCUUACCGGAGACGGAGAACAUCUCGCUUGACGACAUCGAACGACACUUUUCAGACAAUUCGAAGAAAAUCACCGACCGGAAAAUUCGUAAAUCAAACAUGAAGACACCAUCGAAAGAUGUUGAAGGUUCAGUGAAAAUAACUGAAACAUCAUUCGAAAAUGUGGCAAACAAUAGCUAUGGAAUCAAUAAUAAAAGAUACUGAACAUUGAUAGGGUCAACAAGAUUGAGACUGAAUCAA